AUGAAGAAGCCAGUGGGCGAGGAACUGGGCGACGAGGAGAACCGCCGUACUACGAGGAGCAUGACGAGUAGGAACGCUAUAAAGAAGAAUAAAUUUGAUGAUAAAGAGAGUGCGGGCGACGAGAAGAAGACAAAGUACGGCGGGAGGAGGAAAAUUUUCGACGAGAAGAAGCCGACCGGUGCAGAACAGACAACGAAGAGGAGGCCAAAUAAGAAAAGGAUCCCGAAACCCAUAGCCAAAAACAUAACCCCGGAUAAACCGCUGAACAACACACACAUACAUGUGCUGGAUGACAAUGGCCAGCAUAUUGGAAACACCAUACAGCUGGACAACAUUUACGUGGAUACAGCUAACAAUGGCCAAGUUAUUGGCAACAUCAACCUAGAUCUUAUGGCCAAUCCUUCCCCUUGGAAAGUGGUUAAUUACCAGAUUCCCGUGCCGAUCGGCGACUGUUCCGCACACUUCCUUGUUGAUAAGGCAACGGGGACUGUGCAAAGGGCGUUUCUUAUGGAUGGCGGCACCAACGCGGGCAUUUAUGCCGCCUGGGCCCAAAUCCUCAAGGGCCUUCGUUUCAUCGACCUCCAGCUGGGCAGUGCUUGGAAGUUUGACUCCUGGGUAGUUACUCAUUGGGACGAGGACCACUUCCGCGGCGUCAAGGAUCUGCUUGUCAAUAAUGAGAUCGAGUUCACGCGUUGUAACCGUAAUGGAGCCAAAGUCACCAAGGGCGACCCUGGAAGCUUUGUGUCUCUUUAUUUCGACUCCAAGCCUGUGCUAUUAUGCGGAGCAUGGGACGCACCAGUUAUGUUCAAGGGAGGGGGUGACUUUUUGCGCCCCUUCGUCAAGGAGGAUAAAUUUAAGAGCUGGAGUCGCUUCAAGACAGCCAAGACGAGGAGUAAGAACGGUAAAAAUCUACUUAGGUGCAUAUGGGGUGAGAACCUCAUAGGUCUUGACCUUUUUACGCGCAGUUUCCAUUUCGACCGCGAAACGGGAGAAGUGGACUAUAAAGCGUCUGAAGAAACUUAUUAUACCACCAAGGACGAGAAUGACUCAACUUCCAAAAACAAACCGCGUUUCUGUGUGGUGGGCGCAAAUGGAUACGGGAUUGGACAACCAGACGCUUGCGAAUCAAAACCAUCACGCAACGAGACGUCUAUCCUUGCUCUCCUGUACUGGCCGGGUCAGGGAUGCUGUUCGUACUACACGGGCGGAGAUGGCCACCCGAACGUAUUCAAAGGGCCUGUAAAGGAGUGGUUCAUGAAGCACUGGCCUGGGGGUGACGUGGAAAUGGUCAAGUUGGAUCACCAUGGAUCAACAAAGGAGAAUCUUGGAAAAAUUCUCCAUGCAGAAGACGAGGACGAAAUCAUUGAAGAAGAGAAAACUCCGUCUAAGGCCGUGAGCAGCGACAUUGCAGAAGAGAAAGCUCCAGUUGAGGAAGCACCGCCGGAGUCGGACACCGAGUCGGAGUCGGAGUUGGUGGAAGAAAACUUGGAUACACCGGACGAUCUGGAGAUAGAGGUGACUAAUGAUCCAGAGGAUGCCAAAGAGAUUGGCAUAGUCAUCGAGUAUAUGAAGCCUAGUAAGGUUCUCGUUACCCCAGGAACCCGCCACGGCCACCCCACUUGGGACGUUCUGGUAAUUUUGAGAAGCUAUUUUGAACAACUACCUCAAGCCAUCAGUAGCCAAGACUCCGACAAUAAGCAAGUACGAGGGCUUUUCUCGACUCGCUCAGUGUACUGGUUCAGUAAAGACAAAGUCUCUUAUAAGGACAUUAACUUCAACCACGUCCGUGGCACCGUUUUGCAAAAGUGUCUGAAAAUUGCUGAAAAAGAGGACGCUAAGAUGCUGGAAGAAAAGGUUAAGCAAGAUCCGAAUGAUGCUAACAAGGGAGGUCAAGACAUUGAAGAAGAAGACGAUGAUAAUGAUCCACCAUUCGAUGUUGGAACAGCGCAGAUAGCUGACACUCUUGAAAGAGCCAAAGCGCAGGAAAAAUGGGCGGAAUCGAGAAAAGCAUACGUCGACCACAUACUCAGCCAAACAGACAGCGCCAAAUACUAUAAGAAAAAUGGCGACCGUAAUGGGGACGCUAUAAACUUGGCUGUGGCGAGGGCAAUUGAAGAUUUUGAUAGGAAGAGGAAAAAGGGCGUAAAACGCGAGUCUAUUGUUUUUCAGCCCGCCCUGGUUCCAGGAAGUCUAAGGGACAUCCUGGAGAAUCUAAUUGGGGCAUUCGAUGAGCUGAUCGAGGCUACUGAUGAUGCUCAGCUAGAGGGGGUGGAGAAUUUCGAAGAGAUCUGUUGGCAGCCGCUUGUGGCGUCUGAAAAGGAAGAUCCGCACUUUCUCAUCCGAUUUGAGUUUGGCGAAGAGAGAAAAGAUACUGCUUUAAAGGUGUUUGAUGCUAGCGGCCAGUAUGAAUACGAGGAGGGCAGCACACAAAGCGAGAAGAAGGAAACUAAACAAAACUACAAUAAGAGACCUAAACGAAGCAAUAAUAAGGGAAGCAUACACGAGGAAAGCAAAGAGCAGGAAAGUAUACACGAAGAAAACAUUCAAGAGGAAAUCAUAAAACGCUACAGCGAAACUGCGACGGGGUUGAUCACCAAGGACGAAAAGGACGAAAACAACCCCUGGACCAAGCACGCAUAUGGCGAUUGUGAUAUCGCAUCCAUGUUGUCCGCCAUUUCGCUCAAUACCGUGGCCGAUUCCAAAAUGGCCACUCGCAUUAGGAAGUCAACCAAGAAAGAAUUUACAAAAGGAGAUUCGAAAAAUAUGAUUUACAAAUAUUACGCCAAGCGACCGAAUGCUAAGGCCGGAAACGUGGAAAUGAUCGAGUGGAAUGAACAAAACAAACAAGAUAAUACCAGCAGGAGCAGAGAGGAGGAAGAUAAGAAAGAGAAAGAGUCUGGGGUUUUGAAGAAAAUAAUUACCAAGACAAAAGUCAAAGAGAAGCAGAAGGACUCUGGUGGCAAAGGUAACAAAGGCAAACGUCCCUGGAAAUAG
Molecule: messenger RNA, 2994 nt
Organism: Trichoderma breve
Lineage: Eukaryota; Fungi; Ascomycota; Sordariomycetes; Hypocreales; Hypocreaceae
Exons: 5
Coding region: 1-2994 (997 amino acids)
Source: RefSeq, a predicted model, not a curated record